GUUAUUUAAUAAAUAGUAGAAUGACAAUCAAAUUUUUAGAAAUGACUGUACAAAUCAGCUGUAGUGGUCAUGCGUGUGUUAUUGGUGUGAAAUUACGAAAUAUUUGUUCUUCCUUGGGUCAUUCGAGUAUUUGGAGGUAUAAUAAAUGCUAAAUAGUAAGAUGUGACUGCAAGUAAGAAUAAGGUGUAUUUUGGGACCAUAAUUACAAUAAUAUGAGUAAUAGUUCCCUCAGUGUUGCUGGAGGAAUAGUGUUUUUGGUUAAAAGAGGUUAUGUCGCGUUGCUUCUCGUGAUAACAUGUCAGUGUUGAUGUAAACUUAUGAGUAAAGAACUCGAAAAUGUACAGUUUUGAAGGAGAGUUUCGUCGUAAGCCCCAGCAGAACCUUGCUGGAGCCAGUAAGAAGCACGAGAGAGAUGAGUUACUACAUAAAGCACAAUUUGAGAGACAGAAACGAGAGGAGGUGCGGAAGCAGUUCACCAGCAGCAUCCAGAUCCAGGCGGCGGUGCGCAGCUUCCUGGCGAGGCAGCGGCAGAAGAGGCUCCAGCGGCAGGCGUUCGACGAGCUGCUGGCGUGCCAUGCGGCCCAGCGGGCGCCCGCGGACGCCCCCCUCGCCGCCCUCGCCUCCCGGCUGCUCUUCUUCUAUGCUGAGGAGGACUGUGGUCGGCUGGUGGCGCUGUGCCAGCUCCUGCUGAGGGCGCACGCGGACGUGCUGCGCGCGGCCGGCCGCCCGGGCGACGCCUGGGCCUGGCGCCUGCCCCGCCUGCUGAGCCUGUGUGCGGCGCUGGCGGCCGGGGGACGGGACCCCCUGGCGGUGCCGCUGCGUGCCCUGGAGGUGUUCACGUCGCCCGAGGCGUGCCGGGACGCGCUGGGCUCGGGGGACCGGGCGACGGCCCACCUGGCGGGCUGCUUCGCCGGCCUGGUGCGCCGGGGCUACUUCGCCCAGCUGCGCCGCCUGCUGGACGCCAGGGUGCCGCCCCUGCUGGGCGCCUGCCCCGCGCCGCCCACGCCGCUGGCCGGCUGCCUGCUGGAGCUGCUGGCGCGCCCACUCCGCCUGGCGGCCGGCGCGCCCGACCCCGACUACAGCGACCUGGUGCUGCGCGGGCUGAGCCGCCACGUGCUGGCGCCGCGGCACAGCGAGGCCGUGCAGUUGUUCGUGGUGCCGGCGCUGGCGGAGAUGGCGGGCUUCCCAUUCCACCGGCUGGUGUCGGCGCUGCGCGACGUGGGCGCGGGCGACGACGUGCCGUGCUCCAGCUGGCUGCUCUUCUCCGUGCUGGCGCUCGAGAGGAAGCACUUCGCAGCGGCGGGCGAGAGGAGCGGGGAGGGCCAGCUGGUCGGCUACCUGCGGCUGCUGGCUGCCCUCACCUGCAACGUGGGCAAGCUGGGCUCCGCCCCGCGGGGCUCCGACCACACGUCGGACAGCGAGUCGGACGAGGACGUGGUCGAGGCCCGGGUCGACCAGUCCGCCGAGAUGCAGGUCCUGGAGCAGUGCGUGACCAUGCUGAACGACAACCGCAGGGUCGCCAACCUGCUGGCCUCGGUCGACCAGUCGGAGAACCCGGUGGUGCUGCAGGUGCUGUGCAAGCUGUGCCACCACCUGCUCGUCUCCAACAAGUCGGCCGUCCACAAGUACAGGCUCCUGUACAUGCUGGCCUUCAAGGCCUCGUUCCUGCGGCACCUGUGGGCGGCCGUCCUCUCCGCACAGCAGACGUCGCUGUUCGGCGGCGGCACUCCGCUGCUGCAGGUGAUCUCCCGGGGGGUGGCCCUGUCGCCCGAGGACAGCGACCGCAUCGUGCCACUGCUGGCCGUCUUCUGCUCGCUCUUCAGCCUGCUCAUAGCCACGCUGCACGACGCCGAGUUCUACGGGGACGGCAACCUGCCAGGGGUGUCGCAGCACGCCAUGCCGUUCCACGUGAGGGAGCUGGUGCCCUUGUCGCUGACCUUGAAGGAGGUGUGCCUGGGGCUGGUGGAGCUGGCCUACCCCGACUCCCGGCCCAGCGUGCGCGACGACUACCGCACGGCCCUGCACGGCCGCGACCAGCGCGGCUCCCAGGACACCCAGCUCUGGUCCCACCUCUUCAAGGUGACGGUGGGGCUGGUGAGGCAGAUGCACACCAGGGACAGCCGGCGGAGGUUCUGCCCCGACGGCCACUGGAUCUCCAAGCACGUCAUGAUCCCGGUGAGCCGCCCCCCGCACUUCAUCCUGCGCCGGCCGCGCCAGAGGAUGUACCGGCCCUUCCAAGGACUGCGCGCUUUCACCCGCGAGGAACUGGAGGAGGGCCCCCCGCUGUCGACGACGGAGGUGCGGGUGAUGACCAUCGUGCGGGAGCUGCCCUUCGUGGUGGCCUUCCAGGAGCGGGUGCUGCUCUUCCAGAACCUGCUGGCCAACGACAAGCUGGAGCGGCAGGGGGACAGCGUGCACUUCCUGCAGGGCCCCAGCAUCCACGUGUCCGUGCGGCGCAACUACCUGUACGAGGACGCCUUCGACAAGCUCUCCCCGGAGAACGAGCCGGACCUGCGGCUGAAGAUGCGGGUGCAGCUGGUGAACGUGGUGGGGCUGGACGAGGCGGGCGUCGACGGCGGCGGCCUGUUCCGCGAGUUCCUGUCCGAGCUGCUCAAGACGGCGUUCGACCCCAACCGCGGGUUCUUCCGCCUCACCAAGGACAACCUCCUGUACCCCAACCCCAGCGUGCAGGUCAUCGUGGACAACUUCCCGCGCCACUACUACUUCGUCGGCCGCAUGCUGGGCAAGGCGCUGUACGAGAACCUGCUGGUGGAGCUGCCGUUCGCGGACUUCUUCCUGUCGAAGCUGGCAGGCCAGCAGCAGGACGUGGACGUGCACCACCUGGCCUCGCUGGACCCCGACAUCUACCGCAACCUGCUGUUCCUCAAGACCUACGAGGGCGACGUGGCCGACCUGGGGCUCGACUUCUCCGUGCUCAACGACGAGCUGGGCGAGACCAGGGUUGAAGAGUUGAAGCCGGGAGGUGCCAACAUCCAAGUGACGAGCGCCAACAGGAUAGAGUACAUCCACCUGAUGGCUGACUACAAGCUCAACAGGCAGAUACGGGCGCAGUGCAAUGCCUUCCGGCAGGGCGUGGCGAACGUGAUCCCCAUGGAGUGGCUGCGCAUGUUCAACAACAAGGAGCUGCAGGUGCUGGUGUCGGGCGCGCAGAUCCCCGUCGACGUGGACGACCUGCGCCAGCACACCAACUACGCCGGCGGCUACGGGGCCGACCACCCCACCAUCCAGCUCUUCUGGAAGGUGGUCGGCAACUUCACGGACCAGCAGCGCAGCCAGCUGCUCAAGUUCGUGACCAGCUGCUCGCGGCCCCCGCUGCUCGGCUUCAAGGAGCUGGACCCGCCGUUCUGCAUCCAGCACAGCGGCAACGCAGACCGCCUGCCCACGGCCAGCACCUGCAUGAACCUGCUGAAGCUGCCCGAGUUCGGUGACGAGGCCACGCUCCACGACAAGCUGCUGUACGCCAUCCAGUCGGGCUCGGGCUUCGAGCUGAGCUAGGGCGGGCCCCCGUUCUCCCCCAUCGCCCCCGCGGGUCUCGUCUCUCUCUCUCUCCGGCAGCUUCAGGAACACCCAGAGUCCAACGUGGAGUAUUUCUUAAUGUUCAACCUAGGUUUCGAAACCAAACAUUCGGGUGAUUGUUCCUUAUUGCGUACCCAGUUCAUGUCAGAGCCUUACAAAUGGAUAACUUUAAAAUAAAAAAUAAUUUUGGUUAUUUCACACAUUCAACUGCCUGCUUUGUUACGCAAAACAAUUUUCUUCCAGAAAACAACGUCCCUCAAAGUUUUUGUACGCAUUAGUUUCAAAAUCAAAAUGUAUUUUUGUGAAAAUUAUGCAGCUUUGCGUUAGAAACACAUCCAGUUCCUUUCUUUGAAUUUUUUUUUGUUAAAAUAAAACUGGAUAUGCAUUAAGGAAUAGUUUUCCCAAUUUCGGCAUCGGGCUUCAUAAACCAAACUUGAUUUUUUUGGGGUUCUGUGAACGUACGUAUGCUCAGAAGAUGACAAUUUAUUUUGAAAUUAAAGUGAAAAUUAUGUUUGUGUUGUGUUUAAGAACUGCCUUUGUACUGAAGUUAUGAUGAAGGUUGUGAAAAAUGUUUUUUUGCACCACUAUCAAAAUAAGUUUUAAUCUUACUGUGGAUAAUAUUGUUUAUAUCGUAUUCGUAUCAGUCUGGAAUACUAGUAAAAUACCAUACUUUGAUUCUGCUUUGAAAUUUUUUUGAAAAAUUAGUUUUGAUUGUGCUUUAAUCAUCUCUGUUUCAAGCAGACAGCUCUGAGGGUACGCUGUUCCAAAACACAGAACAAGUAUUUCAAAAACUAGAAUUUUGUAUUAGAGAAUUUCAUGAAUAAUUUGCCAUUGACCAGGAUGGACAUUAAAGCUUGCUACAGUAGAAUUACAGUAUGUCCGUGCGGGCAAGUGCAUGCUGUGGGCUCGAAGCUACUUAUGUUUUCAAGGGUAUGUACUUGGUUUUGUGUGGGAACGUCGACAUGCGCAUAUGCCCGACAUGUGAGGUGUUGCUGCGGUGUUGCUCUUCAUAGCAGUGUUUCUCUACUGCCCAGCCAGUGUAUAGUCAUUUUAAUGAUUCAUUACAGUUUAAUAAGAAUGACAGAAAAAUUCCUUAAUUAAUCAAAAAUCCUUUAACCAAAUUGUAAUUGAAAGACCUCACAUCUGAUAAUAAUUAAAUUUAUUUAUUUUGUGUUAUUGGAUAGGUAAUCUAAUGAAAAUAAGCGCGUAUCUUGGAAUUGUAUAUAGAUUUAGUGUAAAAGAUUAUGUACAUAUAAACAUAUCACACUGACAAGUAUACGCAAAGGCCUACAAUUGAAUGAUGAAGGUAUUGUGAUGAUAUUGAGAAAUAAAAAAAUAACAUUUGUGAAAAAUUUUAGAGUAAAUGAUGGAAGAUGAUAAUAUUUAAAAUUUUAUUAACGUUACUAUAUUAUUUAUAUUUUUCAUUUUUUUUCCUUUCAGCUUUUUUUCACCUAAUUUUUAUUUUAAUAAAUUCUGUUCUAAAUGUAAUUUUACAAACUGUUUCUGGUAUGUUGUCUUUUUAUCACAUUACUAUUUAAUAUUGUAUUUGUAAAUUAAUUCUGUAAAAUGAAAAAUCAUGAAUUGUUACAAACAUUCUCGGAGGAGUGUGUGUGGUACAGCUACUACCUAUCGGCCAUCUUGCAGGAACUGUUCAUACACAAUGUUAGAACUAAAAUUCCUAACACAACAAAAGUCCCACACACAUACAGUGAAACCCCAUUGUUAGGACCUCUCAUGGUUCCUGGGAUUUAGGUUUAAAUAAAGGAGGGGGUGGAUUUUGGGCCGACUGAUCCACCCCUGACCCCUGUAUGUUAAAAUAUGCUAUUUUUUCACACUAUUCCCAUGUUCAGUUGUCUCUGGCAAUAAAUUGUCAACCCAAACCCUAAUAUGAAUUUAUUUUAAUAGCGGACAUCUUCCGAAAAGGAAAUAUACCCAAGAAAAGCAUAUUUGAUCAUUUACUGUCACCAUUACGAGCAUAAUGCAAGGUGCAACAGGAUCUUUUAACGAGUGCCAAGUCCAUUUGACUCUGAUUUCACAAGGAAAAUGUUAAUUUAUUAGAUGUGGGACGUAACUGAGUACAUACCACGCCAGAGAGCUCAAGAAGGUUAAGUGCUGUGAAAUCACUUUGUUGUGAAAAAUGGCGAAAGUGAAUGCAGGGUAGGUUGGUUGGCAACUUGUGAAGCGAGUUCCAAGCUUGAGCUUAAGUGAAAGGGGCAAAGUUUUUUUUUAUAUUUUUCUCUGUGAAGCAACCUUUUUUUUUUGUCAACCCAAGGGAAAAGAUAAUUAGAUAAUUAAUUGCUUGUGCUGUAAAGAUAAUUAUCACCUGCAACAGUUAAAAUUAAGGGCAAAGGAGCAAGUGUGCAUACAGAAGGUCACUGUUUAUGUCUACUCGAAAAACAUGUCAUAACUUUCAGUAUAAUUAAGACCUUAAGUCUUAUGUUUAUAGCUUUUUUUUUUUUUUUACCUCAUCCAUACAAGUUUCUUAAACAUGUUUUGAAUAAACUAACCACCAGUUAGUUUUGUGCUCUGUUUCACAGGGGCGUAUAGUUUGUCGACAGGUCUAAUAUAUAUACAUAUAUCCUGCACAGUCGUAGUUUGUACUCAUUUUACACAAAUCAGAAGUUUGUAUAUUAUUUAAAAAAAUAAAAUUAAAUAAAUUGAAACUGUGCAGGUUGUCUACAAUGUUCACAAAAUCAAUUCUAAAGUGCAACGAAAAUGUAGUCAAAAAAAAUGCAUGGGUCGGCCACAAUCGUUCUAAAAAUUAAACCAAAAACUUUACUGAAUCUGAGUAAAAAAAAAAAAAAAAAGUAAUAGGUUGUCAAGUAACCAACCAAAGCCAAGAGGGAUCCAAAAUGGCAUAAGUCCAAGUCAUUAUAACAAGCAAAUGUAGAGAGUAGCGUGUCCAAGAGCAAGCCAUGGACCGGUCGAUCUGUGGUAGAAGGGCACAAAAGAAUCAACCAGAGACACAGGGAGGGGGUGUCUACUGCGCCACAUGCAGUACAGUGCUCGCCAAGUUAAAUGCAGUGCACCGUGCUUUAAAAGAGGUUUUUUUUUAAAAUUUAUAUUUAUUUACAGUUCCUCAAAAAGGGGUUGCAAUAGAGAGGUGGUCCUAAUGAAUGGGGUUUUGUAACAACGGAGUUCUACUGUAUUGUCUUUUAUCACAUAACUUUUACAAAUUCAAUUUUAAAAUUUAUACUGUAAAAAUAUUUAUUUUAUGUGAAAAAGAUAAUUCCCUUCACUAGUUCAGUUUUUAGAUUUAAAAUAGUGGCAUUAAAUUUUAACUUCAUUAACACAUUUCUUUAAUUAAUAAGACACUUAAUCUUAGAAAAUUCAAUUCUUAGCAUAAAUAAAUACUACCAGUAGUAUGAUGAUUAAUUAAAUCACUUUUGUUCAUAUAGGAUUAUAUUGGUCACAUAAUUUUUAGAAGAAUGAAAUCAUAUGUGCCAUGUUUUCUACCUGUAAGUAAGAAAAAUAAAUUUUUUUUUAAAUUAAGUGUACAUCAAUGAUAAAAAAAUUUAACAGUCAAACUUAAAUUAUUUACUUAAUUAUUUCCAUGAGUACACAGCAUUAUUUGCAGCACUUAUAUGAGAGAUGGUGCUGACCAGGCCUCCUGCUAGCUAAACUCUUAUCUUUCCGCACAAAUCAUUUUCAUCCUGUCGGAGAUUAAGCACUGGCAUUGAUGUAGCGAUAUUUUCCAUUUCAUGGGCAGUUUGAUCUUUUCUUUAAAAUUAAGGAUUUUUUCCACACCACUUUGUGUCUCUCUCUAAACCAUUGUCCUUUGCUUUUUAUUUAUCUUUGGCAUUCUAUGCCUUGUAGUUUUGUAACAUUUUAUCUGCAGUGGCUGAUGGAAGUUUUUUUAGGGUUUAAAACAACUUCAGUAUUAAGGGUACACAAUAACUAUACAACUUAUAGUAUUAACAAGUUGUUCCAUGAGAAUAUUAUAAUAUAUAUUCCAGAUUUCUCGUGGAAAUAAUUCCUAAACGUAACCGUUCAUCCCCACAGAGUUGGUGGUCACUAAAUCAAAACAAAUGCAAAUCUGGUUACGUACAACUGCCAUGUAAAAUCACACCAUAUCUUUAACAUUACUGCCUGCGACUUCUGCUCGAAAUCUAUUUUCUAGGCAUAAAAUUACACAUUUUCUUUACUAAAAGUUACAUUCCACUCUCUUUGGGUGCUCUUCGCCCCGUCUCAAAAGUUUAUUUCAAUAUUAUUACAGUUCACAGGACUUGAAAAUUCUUUGCUUCACAGCACUAAAGUUUAUUUGUAGUUAACAAAACACGGUGCCCUCCUUGGCUCUUUCGGUAAAGUACGUUACUCCUAGUCUUUCUGGAUUGCAGCUCGGUGGAUGAGUUGGGGGCUGGACCAAGGCGGCUCCUCUGCGACUGUUGUCCCGAGGCACUGCUGCUACUCGGAGAGCAAGUGUCGGGUUCCUCUGUGUCUGUGCGGAACUCCCCACUCGCUGCGCCCCGUGAGCCCUUCCGUCCUCCACAGGCGACGGUACAUUGCCAGACUAUCUACUGUAGUAGACUAACUGCUUCUACCGGAGUCCACCACAUCUCGGUUGAUCGAGCCCCUUCUCGCUGAACUAGCAGCAGUGGGCCGGCCGGGAGCUGUGACAGCUUAGCUUUCUGAAGCCUUCUCUCUCGUUGUUGCCUUGGCCUUCUCAUCCUAGUGACGUGAGUUGUUUGUCUUGUUAGCUCCCACCCCUGGUGAUACUGGAACUGGGCAGACUCACACUGCACUUUUCGCUUACAUUCGGCGAGCUUUUCAAAGAUUCUGCCCAAAAGUUAAUUUUAUACUUCAUGCUGAGCAAUGACGGAAGAGGUUUAAAAGUAAUGAGCAUACGCCCCGUUUCUCAUUGUAAACAUCAACUAAUCCACCGUUCCCCACACAUGUACUCACACAUAUGCAUUGUCGCGUUACAUACCACGAGUGGCUGGUCAUCCCGUGCACUGUGUUUCUCACGUUGACCGUUCCAAGAAGGUGCAUGUUUAAUGUUUGAGGAAGUGGCACAGUGUGUGUGCAAAGUACGGGCCAAAAGUCUGGCGAGCUGUCAGUGCCGGGGGUAGCGUGAGGGGAAGUAGAUGGAGGAAAUAAAUUUGUGAGUCAAGGCCAAAAAGGUGUAAAAGUUGGGCGUGAUUUAGUCUUUGAGUGCUGUAUUCGGCAGAAUAUUUUUUGACCAUGUAGGUACACGCAAAAGCAUCAUUACGAUGAUUGAUGUUUUUAGAACAGUUAACAUGUGAGAACCAUUUGGCACUGCUGGUGCAUAAGGUGCAACUCUUUUCCAUAAAACUAUAGAGCUCAUUCACGAGACUUUUGUCGCGCACUAUACCUGGUCUGCUUGUUCUCAAAUCAAGAAACAUUUGUAUAAAUUCCACAUGAAUCUCACAUAAACAAUAUUUGUUUCUGAAGUGACAAUUGUGGUCUUUAGAUAACAAGUUUCUUCCCAUUUCUAAAGACAGAUAAAACAGACAAUGUGUACUGUAAUUCACUAAAAUGAGGCAUUUUUUAUGACAUACAUCAUGCUACGUUUUACUAGUGUCAUCAAUAGCAUGCAAAUCUCACCAUAACUUUAUCACCCUAACUUUAAGCUGUCAUAUAUAUUUUUGUAAAUGCAGAUCACUUCCCCAUAACAGAACAUUAUUUAUGAUCAUUUUUCCCUUUUUUAUUUUAUCAUACAUUGAAUUGUUGCACUUUUUUAGACAAAAUUUCUUUCUUUUAGACACUCAAAUAUAUGAUAAAAUUUUGUAUAAAUACAUGCAAGAAAAUUACAAACACACUGUAACUUUAAUUUACAGUAGAUUAAAUAGGACCUGUGCUUCUAAUAGAAGUGAAUAGGCACUAUUAACUUCUCAUCAUGAAAUAUGCCUAUGUAAAAAUUUCGACCUUGGGCUGUUAUAGUAACCAUAAAAUGUUAUCAUACGUAAUGUUCACACAAGUGCAUAUUACGUGUCUGAGUUUCAAAUAUGUAAUUAUAUUUUCAUAUCUAUAGAAUAGUUACUAAGCUACUAUUUUAGCUCAUAAUAUGUGUAUCUCACAAUGACUGAACUCAAUGUUUGAAAAAGACAGUACUGAAUGCAACGUAAAACAUUUCCAUCUUUUGUAUGCAAUUUUUGGUGUUGGGCCCAUGUUGUGAACAUUUGGUAUUAAUCUUUGAUUUAAUCUCCAGACUUGAGAAAUUUAAAAUGAUUGUAAAGUAAAUUUUCUCGAUUUCUUUUUCUAGUAUUACAGUAUUGUCUAAUAGUUAUCUUAUUUUCUGACUAAUUAUGCCAAUAUUUGUAACUUUCUUUUUAUCUUGUCUUGUGAAUAUUGAUUUAGACAUUAGUGUAUGAUCCAUCAACACGAUUAAAAAAAUAUAAGACUCAUCCCAUAAAAGUUUUUUUGUAACAAAAUGACGCUAAUAUUUACUCUUUAGUUUUUGUGUGGUGUUAUUCACAGAUUUUAAUUUAUACAAAUACCUUGUUUUUAGUUUUCUUUUCUACUAAGAAUUACAUACAUCCAGGCAAGAAAAAAACUAUUUUUCUUUAGCAUCUAGCUUGAUAUGUACUGUACACAUUGACAUAAAUAGCUGGCUGUGAAUCACCAAGAUCAUGUUUAUAUGGUAAUGUAUCUGUAAAUAACAUUUGUUAUGUCGUAUGUAAUGUUUGAAUCAUAAGCGUGCGCAGAACUUCAGUAGUGGUGGUGCCAGAUUACACAAUAGUCCUAUCAUUCACGGACCCCGAGCCUAAAGCGGGGGGUCGGGGGUCCGGGGGUCCUCCCCCGGAAAAAUAUGGAUUUGAAAGCGCAAAAUGGUGCUAUUUAAGGUGUUUCCGAACAAAACAAAGAUUAAAUACACAGAUGUAAAAAUUGUAACAUUUUUUAUGACAAAUUAUGGCUUUGAACGUUAUAAUCACCAUGAAAACUACUAAACUAUUUACAGUUUUAAGCUUUGUUGAGCCAUAAAGUAAAUUGCACAAAUUGUUUGCACGGAAUUCAUGCUGGUGGCUUUGAAAAACCGUACUUACAUGUUUUCUGAAGACGCCAAAUAAAUAUACUAGAAAAAACAUUCUCAAGUGUUAAGUUUUAAAAUCAACAAAUCAAGGGAUACCUCAAAUAUGUAAAAUAUUAAAAUAAUAAAAAUACACAAAUAAUAAGAAUGGGCAAAAGUUUUAACUUUUGGAAUACAACAAAAAUGUUUUGUCGGCGACUGCAUAAAGUAGGGCCAUGCAGAUUUCGCGAAAAGAUUUUGAGACUAGCUGAAAGUUUAAACACUGUAUCAUCGUCUGUGUUUCGUGAUUGGGUGGGUUUCUCCCAGAUACAUAUCGAUUGUUACACCAAUCACAGUAAUUCAGUGCGGAAGCAAACGCGUCUUGAAUGGCUCGGCCAAAUAAGGCAACGACUUCUCUCGCAGACGGCCGCCAAUCACAAGGAAUAAACCACAGGUGCGGGUAUACAUUGUUACAGUCUAAUAGAUGUGCAGAUCUAUUCGCGGAAAAUGCCUGCCCCUACAUAUAAAUCAUCGAGUAAGCCUAUCCGAUUAGUAUAAUGUAUUUUAAGUAGUAGUAUAUGUUUAGGUACAAUAUUGUUCAAAAUUUCUUUUAAAAAAAAGUUUUCAAGUCCAGAACUAAAAAUAAAAAACCUUAGGGAAAUCUGCUGAACAUAAUACUCUGUAUUACUAAAGGGCCAUUCAUCGAUGAAACGGAACUAUGUUUUUAAAUUCGUCAAUGAUAUCAUUUGUGUUUGCACAAGCAGCCAGUUUUUGCUCCACAAAUGGAAUCAUCAGGUUUUUCAAGCGUUCCUGGCGCAUUGUAGACCUAAGCUUUGAAAAAGUUAUUUCGCUUGUACAGCUAGUUACAGGCAUUGUUGCAAAUGUAUUCAUUACUGCACUGAAGCUUUUGUACGUUGAACUUCGCUGAAACUUUGACAGCCAGUCAAUCCAGUCAGAAACAGUUAUAGGUGGAAAGUCGGUGUCCAUACCUCUCUUUGUCUUCAAAAGCUCUUCUGCUUCUAGUUCCGUAGCAUUCACUCUGAACUGUUUUGAGAGAACUUCAAAGUCACUACAUUCACACUUGUAAGGACCCAAAUUUAACCCCGCACAUUAAAUCACAGCAAUUUUUAAAAGCCUUCAAAACAGCUAAAACUGGCUUAUUCAGCAGGCCGCUAUCUCUCAAAAUAUACUAACCUUGUAUUGGACUUUCCACCCCAUUUUACACUAAUGCAAUUAAAUAAUAAAUAUAAAGUACUACCGAUUAAAUAUAGGAAAAAUAACUUAUUGUUUUCAGGCUGAACAUCCGUACCCUCUGAUCUGGUACUGGAAUCCUUUUCGGGAUCGGGCUUUUUAAUUUUAAUCACCCAUUUAUACAUCAUACAGACAGAUAUAUACAGCAAUUAACGAACCAUAACAACUGUCAACUAGUGAAAAUAAAAUGAUAAUUAAUGAGUGAUCCACGUAACAAACACAGGCUGUACUCGUGUACUCGUUAGAACAGUAAACUGAUGGUGAUGAGUAAACAGUAAGAGUAAACACUACACAGUAAUGCUACCUGGCAGACGGCGGCUAUUAUUCCGUGCGCCUGCCGAGUGGAGUGAACAGUGGACACCGAGCGCGCAUUCUAUGUAAUCCGAGGAGAACUAGGAAAAGUAUUUACAUUUCAGAAGUUUCGUAGCCGCGGCCCGCGUGUACAACACAAGUAAUUGCACCCGGAUUGUUUCCGUGUGUAUAGUUGGUUCUAUUGAUAAUUGAUAUACUGAUAGUGUUAUGAGCACAUAUCUGUAACUUAACACGAUUGUAAAAUAUAUAUUUUUUUGAAAAUAAUACGGUUUAUUAAGUAUGUAUUAUUUCUGCUUGUAAAAAACAAAAUAACGUUAACCCUAAUGGUGGUGCCAAGGCACCUGUGGCACCUACCGUGCGCACGCCUAUGGUUUGAAUGUAAAAAUGUUUUCUUUGAGAGGAAGUUUGAAUUCUAAUGUAGAAUUUUUUAUUUGUUUCUAUUUUCAAACAGAGUAAAAUUCUAGAGAAUGUUAAAAUAUCCAAGUACAUUAUUAACUUUUUUUUAUGUGUACGUAUGUUAGCGAAAAUUCUGAAGACAUUCGGUAAAAUUAAAUACGAGAUCAAAAAAUAACACAGCGUUUGGAAAAAGGUGCCAUGUAGGUUGUGCAGUUGAAUGACUUGCGUCCCUCUGAAGCAUUCAGUUAGAUUACUGAGGGUUCGUUGCCAGUUUUGCGGUCCCAUUUCCCUCACUAAUGAAAUUCGUCAUUGCACCAUUUAACUCACCAGUCUCUUGACACCCCGAUAGCGGUGAGAUGUUAAAAUUAGCGCUGGGCCUGUACUGAUUUCCGAUCGAUUUAACGGGCAAUAUUUUCAUCUUGCCAAGCGUUGCGAUCGAAUCAUGCUCACCGAUCAGCUAUCGCAUUCACUCGCGGUAGGGCCGCCCUUCCGUAUGGGUCGCGUCUGUUGUUCCUGCCAUAAAAACCUAAUAUUUUCACCAUAAGGGCCCUCCUCGAAUAUGGGUUGCACCAUAUAUCUGUCUUCAGUUGAGUUCCGUGGAUAAAAGUUAAGUCUUUAUGUUCUGGGUCUUAGCAUAGUACAAAAUUGCUAUAAGCUGCUGGUAAUUCAGAUAAUCAGGUUGUUUAUAAAACAUUUUUCAAUUACAUUUUGUUGCCUUUUUUUAAUGCUGCAGUUUUAUUCUUGUUUCAGUAAAUUUAAGUGAAAAUGUUAUUUUGCUAAAUUUGGAUUCUCAUUAAAAUAUUCUUUGUUUGUGUCAUAAUAGCAACGAACCACAUAGUAAAGUGAAUAUGUAGUUAAUUUAAAACUUUUUAUUUUGUUCCAAUUUUAUUUUGUGUUAAUUUUGUGUGUCCAAUCACUGUCAUGUCGAUUACCAACUUAAUCUGUUCAAACAUUGGGUUGCAUGGCUCAUGUUAUUUCCAAAAAAAAAAAUAUAUGAAGGCAAGAAACAGACAUGCUUCAUGGUGUUAUACUGUUUUUUUGAUAGGAUGAUCAGUAUCGGUUAUCUGCAUGAUCGGCAAAUUCUCUGAUUGACUCAGCUCUAGUCAUAGGCGCCGACUUCUAGUUUUCAGAGGGGGGGCAAGGGGCAAGUCUCAUAUUGUGGGGCACUUUUAGUGAUAUGCUAUUGCUGUAUCUAUCUUUCACUGUCGUGUGUGAUUGUUGCAUGCAUAAAUUAAAUAGGCUUACUUUCCAACCAUUUUCGUCAUAAGUUGUAAUUUUAAGUUACAAAUUCGAUAUAAUGACACGUUUUUGAAGUAUAAAAACCAUAUCCAUAAUAAAAUUUGAACAUUCUCAUUUAGACUUGAUAAUAAUUUACCAUAAUUUUGAGUCAGUGGGUGUAGAAUGGAAAAUGCAUUAAGAACAAGCUACAAUUUAUUUACAACAUAGCAGGUAACACACAAUUACCAACAUUCAUUCAUUAAAGUUCGGAUCUCAACAAGUGUUGGCUUGUUAAUUUGAAAUUAUUCCAUUACACCAAAAACACAUGUAAAUAACAUAAAAAGUUUGAUUUGUAAAUACAGUAAGAACAGUCAUCACUUACACGAAAAUGUGUUUUGCCGAAUCGGAUUCUUCAAAAUGAAAGAUGUCGCGAUUUCAUUCAAAUCCAAACAAUUGGCAGUACUUGAAUGGGCAUUCAGAAGGGCUAUAUGGUUCAAUCUCGCCUCUGUCAUAGUAGAUCUUAAGUAGUUUUUUAAUCUACGUAGCAUCGAAAAUGAUCGUUCACUUUCACAUGUAGUAAUUGGAAUAACCAUGAUGAUUCGUACAAGCUUGUGAAGUUCAUCAAAAUAGUCUUUCAUAUGCUGCAUACCAUCAGAUUUUAAGAUGUCAACCACAUCUUUGAAGUUUGCAGGGGAUUUUAAAUUUUGCCCCUUCAGGACAUCAUGGAACAUAUCGCGAUGCAUUUCUAGCCGUUUGCUGUUGAAGUCGUUUCCAUAAAAUGCUACAACUUCGUCAGCUGGAAAAGAAGGGGUCAAAAGAAAAUGUUCCACAGAGGUCAGCAAUUUCCUUGCUUCAACAUCAAAUCUGGUUUUGAGACCUGAUAGUAUAUUAUCCAUGACUUCAAUGUAUAUCUGCCUAUAAUUUUCUUUAGGAGUGAAUUCAUGAGGUGGAGUAGGACCAUCAUAUCUUGCUGGCAAUUUUCUUUUUCUAUUUUCUCGUGGAGGCUCUAAAUUCAAAGCCUUUGAGUUGUGAUCAACUUUUGACCAAAAUGCAUCAAACUGCUCUCGCAGCUGUUUUACUGUGUCCUCCAAAACACACAGAAUGUGGCACGAAUCUUUCAUAUGCAGCAUUUUGCCUUGUAAUGAUUUGUUUGCGGCAGAAAGAUGCUGGAAAAUUAAACACAACAGUUCAAGCAUUACCAGUGUAUCUGAUUUUUCCAGAUAUCUGAGAAAUCCGGAAGCUUUGGUGGCAGCCUCGCUGGAAUCUUGACUAGAAAAUUCGUCUAGAAAGGCUAUAACAUUACUGUAGUUAGACAAAAGAGUCUGAAGAGAACAGUAACGCAUAACCCAUCUUGUAGGACAUAGUGGCCUUAAAUUCUUGCUGUGUUCUUCUUGAAACCUUUUAAACCACUCAAGGCGUUUUGGGGAAUGCUUAAUAAACCCAAUAAUCUCACGCAGUAAGUUCAUUGCAUCUCUAGCAGUUGGAACAUUCUUGAUGCUAUCUUGAGUAACUAGAUUAAGAGAGUGAGCUUGACAAUGGACAAAUAAGGCUCGAUUUUCUAAUUCUCUAAUUUUCUUCUGCAGACCUGAAUGAACACCUGCUACAUUACUGGCUCCAUCAAAACACUGACCUCUGAGGUCCGACACUGGUAACUGAAGACGAACUAGAACAUCGUUUGUUAUGUUGAAUAAGGUUUGAGCUGUAGUGUCGGGGGUUUCGUAGAAUCCUAAAAAAAGUUCUUGAAUUUCAAGAUUUGUAUCUACUGUUCGUACACAAAAUGACACUUGUUCCUUAGUUGUACAGUCAGUUGUUUCAUCGACUAUCAAUGAAAAAUGUUGGUUCUCUUUAAUCUCGAAAACAAGCUUAUUCACCACUGCAUGUGACAAAAUAGACAAUAUUUCGUUAACGAUGUCGUGAGAAAUCCAUUUAUAACCAUCUCUUUGUAACCAAGCAUCUAGUUCCAUGCUGUCCUCAGCUCUUAAUUUCAGUAGUUUCAGGAUAUUUGAUGACUCGUCAUUGUGACCCCGAAUUGCCAAUCCUUGAGUUGCUAGAAACCGCACACUGCCUAUAAUUUUACCCAAAGCAAUUCGGGCCUCAUCCAUUUCUUUAGCUUUUUUUGUGGACAAUUGUUUGAGCACAUUAGUACCAGCUUGAGAAUGAAAAUCUGCCUCCGUGCAUUCCCUGUGAAACCGAGACUUCUCAUGUUCAUUGAAUUUCUCAAUCGCUUUUUUCCAAUUGCAGAAUCCUAGUUCCACAAAAGCUGCACUAAAAGUUUUAUUCACACACUUAUUCUGAGAGUAAAUAGUUUUACAUAUUUUACAAAAUACCUUAUCCUUAUUAUUGUCAUAUUCAAGCCAAGCAAAUUUAUUUUCCCAGUCUCUAAUAAAAUGUCGAUUACCUUCUUUUUUUGUUCCGAAAGUCUUUUUUCGUUCUUCACCACCUUCACCAGUAACAGGAACUUGUGCUUCUUCCUUCUCCUUUGUUGAUGAGGCAGAAGUUGUCUGCUGAUUGCUGUCGGUAACAGUCAGAUCUGUGUGUUGUACAGUUUUAUCACUGGGCAGUUUUUUUAUGUACUUCCACAUAAUGCACCACAGUUAAAGUGAAUAAGUCAAUUAUAUUACACACCUUAAAACUUUAUAAAUUCUAACGUGCACAUUGGCAUGUUUUCACUCACAAUAAAAACAUUGAAAUACUCGGCAUCGGUAAAUACAAACCGCAGGGAAGGCAACAUUUAAAAACAAAAUAAAUUGAUGUUCCAACUGAUAGCAGUCGUGAACGUAAAGGGUUGUAACAUUUGAAAGCAAAAGAUACCGAAAGCGAAAGUGACACCUGAUAGCAUGUGAAAGGCGGUAAAACGUCCGAGCACAAAUUAUGCCGAUAAGUGACACCCGAUAGCAGCACAUCCUGCCAACGCAGUGAUCCUGUGGUCGUAAUCGGAGCCCAUGUGAUAUGCACCAUGUCUAUAGCGUGACCACCAUGAGUCGUAAAACGUAAACAUUGAUUGACAAUCACCUUACCUUAAAAUUAUUCUGAAAGUUCUAGUUAUGUUACACUUCAAGAAUGUAACUAAUAAUUUUUGUGACCAACGAGGAGGGGCGACGCCCCUCUUAUCUGUUCAGUGGGGGGGCAACCGCCCCUCCUGCCCCCCCAUAGUCGGCGCCUAUGGCUCUAGUUAAAAUUUAUAAUGAAUCAUAUAAUAAACUGUUCAAAUUUAAAAUAAAACUGUUUCCUUAAACGUCUCACUCUUAUAAUGGGUAAUGGUGUAUCAGAAGAAAGCAAUUGUGUACAUACCGCUGUGAAUAAAUGCUAAUGAAUAGUGUAGAUGCUGUUUGGCGGAAAGGUGUGUGAAUGUGUACAUGCAGGGGAGCACAAAGUAAUACCUGUCGUUCUCUUGGGUUCUCAGAGAAAAUAAAUUACAGUUCAUUAUCUGCGUAACUCAUACUCCCACUAGUGUUAACACAGACAUAAGCACAUUGCUUCAUCAUCUCAAAAACUAGUCUGCUUACUAAAACAUUUUGUACUUUUCGUUUUUUAGAAUUACAAGACAAUAGAAGCAGGAACUAACCCGUAACCUUGCAGAUUUGCUGUAUCAUAAAGUAGGGUUUCUUUCAUUUCUUUGUCUGACACAGAGGCUUCAGGUGUGAUGGGAUCACUUCGUGUUCAACCAACAUUUUUAUGGCAUUUUAUCAUUUAGACUAUUCAAAAAUAGGUUUUUGCAUAUACGAGAGAACACACGUCCAUAUGGACGAGUUUUUCGAUCAUGUGUAAAUUUAAUUCAGUUUAAAUAUUUAUGUUAAAUUUGUAUCAAGGUGACACAUCUUUAAUGGUAUUAUUUUAUUUUAACACAUGUGCGGUUUUUAUCUCCCAAAUUUACUUCAGGGGCUUAAACUGAAUUGAAUUUGUGUAGUGUUAGAAAAAGUGGCUUACUCCAAUGAAACUUUAAUUUUUCCAUAUUUUUAAUUUUUCUUUGUUUCUGAAUUGUUUGCGUCUAACAUUACACUAUCGGAUGUUCAGUAAAGCACAUUCCAAUUAUCUGAUGCUCGGUGACCUCCAAUUGUGAAUGUCUUCAGAAUUGUCUUCCACUCAGCUCUUAGAACAUAAUAAAGCUGCUGAAAUUUCCAUUUCUCAUGCAAGAUUUGCUGUUUUCAGUGAUGUGGACAUCACCCGUCUGAACUGCAUCUUACUCCAAAAUUGUAGCUCAUUAAAUUUUUUACCGCUGCAGAAUACAUACGUACUUUCAAAAUCACUUAUGAGAGGUGUAGGGUCCAUGUUUUAAUACAUAGAUGCCUUUCUUGCAAGAGAUAAAUUUUUUGAACAGUUUAAAAACUUGCUUUAUAUAUUUUUGAAAGACCGCUGUUGAAAUGUUGGUAUGAUGCUAAUAGUAGUUAGGAGUUAGAAAGUUUGUUGAGCAACUGGUACUGUCGUGGUUAAUCAUAGACAGAAGUUUAGAUGUGCAGUGAUGCAAGAUAUUUGUGGUGCUACUACAGUCAUAAAGAAGCAAAAUAAAUAAUAUGUACUACCUAGUAAUUUGACUUUUUCCUCUUGCUCAGUGUAAAAACAAAAGUGAGUGUUUUAUUACUGGAAAAAGUGUGAAGGUCAGUACUUUUAUUUUAUUCAACAGUGCCAGAGCCUAUUCUAUAACAUCUUUCCGUUUUGUUUGUUUGACAAAUUUUUACUGUGAUUUUGUUAUUAUUAUUUAAAUUUUUGUUUUCAGAAAGAAGUGUGUUUGUGUAGGUAAUAAUUUAUUAUUUGAAGUAUACAUUUGAGAGUUAUGACUAUAGGUGUGUUGAAAGCAAACUGUAAGCCCUCUUAUGUCAGCCUUGUGAUAAGUGUUUUUUUUUAGCACAAGCAAUAGGGCUCUCUAUGUGCCAAGAAAUUAUUCAGUGAAGUGUGUUUAUAGCUGCUCAAAGACUUUACCACUAGAUACUGCAGUAAUAUUGAUGUAGUGGGCCUUGCAGCAAUGACAUACAUAGCUAAGUAAUACACACAUACACACACUCACUAGAUGUUGGUGUACUUCAUAAUAAAUGUCAUCCAACCUACUGUAAAUCUGCUUGUUCCGUAAUGUUUCCGUGAAUGUUGUAAAUAAGCGCAUGCUGAUGCUGUAUGGUCAGGUCAGGAGAAAGGCCAGGAAAUGUUUAUAUGAUUUGUAAUUAACUAAUUAAAAGUGUUUUUCAAAUUUUACUUGUGGCAAUUGCUGUUGUACAGAUUCUGUAACUCUAAUGUAAAGUGUAUCAAAAAGUGUAUUUUGUUGCGUGAAUUUGAUAAUAAAGUGUUUUUCAAA
Molecule: messenger RNA, 18965 nt
Organism: Bacillus rossius redtenbacheri
Lineage: Eukaryota; Metazoa; Arthropoda; Insecta; Phasmatodea; Bacillidae
Product: ubiquitin-protein ligase E3C
Exons: 15
Coding region: 337-3516 (1059 amino acids)
Biological process (GO): protein polyubiquitination; ubiquitin-dependent protein catabolic process
Molecular function (GO): protein binding; ubiquitin protein ligase activity
Source: RefSeq, a predicted model, not a curated record